CUCCUUCUAGACACACAUCCGCUGACGUCAUAUCUUAUUUACUGUCGCAGCAACUCGAAGACAUUUUCUUUAGUGUCUUAUCAAACAAAAACAUGUCUAUAUUCACUCCAACAAACCAGAUCCGGCUGACCAACGUCGCUGUGGUUCGGAUGAAGAAGGGCGGGAAGCGGUUUGAAAUCGCUUGUUACAAAAAUAAAGUCAUGAACUGGAGAUCAGGCGCAGAGAAUGACCUGGACGAGGUGCUGCAGACACACUCUGUCUUUGUCAAUGUUUCCAAAGGUCAGAUGGCGAAGAAGGAUGACCUGGUCAAAGCUUUUGGAACAGGUGAUCAAACAGAAAUCUGCAAGCAGAUUUUGUCCAAAGGGGAACUCCAGGUGUCUGACAAGGAGAGGCACAGCCAGCUGGAGACAAUGUUCAGAGACAUCGCCUCCAUCGUGGCGGAGAAGUGUGUGAAUCCAAACUCUAAGAGGCCUUACACAGUCAGUCUGAUCGAGCGAGCGAUGAAGGACAUCCACUACUCUGUGAAGCCCAACAAGAGCACCAAGCAGCAGGCCCUGGAAGUGAUCCGGCAGCUGAAGGAGACCAUGGAGAUCCAGAGAGCCCACAUGCGGCUGCGGCUGGCGGUGCCGGCCAAGGAGGCCAAGAGGCUGAGGGAGAAGCUGAAGCCGCUGCUGCAGGUGGUGGAGAGCGAGGAGUUUGACGAAGAGCUGGAAAUGGUGGUUCUGGUGGAUCCCGGCUGCUACAGGGAGAUCGAUGAGCUGAUCCGCUGUGAGACCAAAGGCCGAGGCUCUCUGGAGGUGCUGAGCCUGAAGGAUGUGGAGGAAGGAGAUGAGAAGCUAUAGGAGCUGAUUCACUUCUGAUUCACUAAAACUCCUACAGAGACACAG
Gambusia affinis (western mosquitofish) is the source of this 887-nucleotide messenger RNA. It is a transcript of the gene sbds, whose product is annotated as SBDS ribosome maturation factor. Bases 93 to 842 code for a protein of 249 amino acids. Gene Ontology annotation, biological process: cytosolic ribosome assembly; ribosome biogenesis. Lineage: Eukaryota; Metazoa; Chordata; Actinopteri; Cyprinodontiformes; Poeciliidae. The record is from RefSeq and is a predicted model, not a curated record. The transcript has 5 exons.